AUGGCCUUCUCUCCACAAUCUAAAGUACGUUAUCCUCCUCAAGAAAGCUUUGAAGAUUCAGAAAGUAAUAUCCACAAAGAAAGUCAGGAAUUUCCCAGAACCUACAGGAUCUAUGACUCCCAACAGAUGGUGUGGGUCCUGGCAGGAAAUACUCUAAUAGCGGUGCCUGCUAGCAGCAAUGUCAAGCCUGUCAUUCUUAACUUGAUAGCAUGUAGAGAUCAAGAAUUCCAAGAUAUUGAAAAAGGUAAUCUAGUUUUUCUGGGAAUCAAGGGUGAGAAACUUUGCCUCUUCUGCGCUGAAAUCGGGGGCACACCGACUUUGGAGCUUAAGGAUGUAAGCAUCAUGGAAAUAUACAAAGAGGGCAAAGCACAGAAAGACUUUCUCUUCUACCACAGCAGAGAGGGUUCUACUUCUGCCUUCCAGUCAGUCUCCUAUCCUGGCUGGUUCAUAGCCACCCCUGCCAUGGCAAGGCAGAAAGUCACCCUCACACAACAGAGGGGUGAAACUACCAGUACCAACUUCUACUUAGAGGCUGAAGAUUAA
Molecule: messenger RNA, 543 nt
Organism: Microtus oregoni (creeping vole)
Lineage: Eukaryota; Metazoa; Chordata; Mammalia; Rodentia; Cricetidae
Gene: Il36b
Product: interleukin 36 beta
Exons: 4
Coding region: 1-543 (180 amino acids)
Biological process (GO): cellular response to lipopolysaccharide; positive regulation of gene expression; inflammatory response to antigenic stimulus
Molecular function (GO): cytokine activity
Source: RefSeq, a predicted model, not a curated record